Molecule: messenger RNA, 4039 nt
Organism: Drosophila hydei
Lineage: Eukaryota; Metazoa; Arthropoda; Insecta; Diptera; Drosophilidae
Product: regulator of G-protein signaling 7
Exons: 11
Coding region: 521-3955 (1144 amino acids)
Biological process (GO): regulation of G protein-coupled receptor signaling pathway; G protein-coupled receptor signaling pathway; intracellular signal transduction
Source: RefSeq, a predicted model, not a curated record
UUCACUUUAUUUCUCUGAAAGAGUUCUGCGCAGACAGUCGAGCCACUGCGCAGCAAAAUCCAUAUUCCAUAUUUCCUCGCUGAGAAUACAAAGUCUGUGUCUCAUGUUCUGCGGACGUCCUUGUCGUGAGUGCAUCAUUUACUCGGACUAUCAGCGUUAAGUCAAACACUGAGACAGAAAAAAAAUUUUCUUUAAAUAACUAUAAAUGCAAACGAAAAUUGGUAUAUAAAAUUGUACUCGUCCCCGCCAGGCAUCGAACCUAUGACUCCUCGGCCUUACGCCUCACCUGUAUCAUCGCCGCCACUUCGUACAUACAGACGGCUCGUAGUCGUAAUGAAUAAUAUAUCAAUCAUCCCACCACGAAUGUGUAUCAUAUACACAGGAAUUUAAAUAGAAACAUCGACCUUUCAUGUAAAAAAAUGUGGUAAACAAAAUGUACAAGCACAAAAUUUAUAGAAACUAAUAUAUAUAAUCUUCGUACGCCAAGAAACAUUUAUCAGAUAAAAGUACACAAAAAGCAAUGGAGCCACCUAGCCGGUUACAGCCGAAAAGAGAACAACAGUUGGUUCUUUGCAGUCCGUUUAUCACAGUCGAAACGUUGCCAACGUCAGCAACAGAGCAUCAUAUUCAAACACAAAAGCAAACGCAGGAACAUGUUGUUCGAAUAUCACAAUAUACAAAAAGCUCACCACCAUUGAUUUCACGUCAAACGUUCAUGCAACCCUCAACACAAAAAAAUUUGGGUACAUUAACAACAGUAAAUCGAAGUACCACUAACAAUACGAACGAUGAAAGCAGUCCAGCAUUGGCUUCAACUGCAGCAACCAUUAAAGCCACUACACAGGCAGCUACUGGUUUCAGUGGCAGUUCGUUGGGGCAUAACUAUCGACAGCACCAUCAUCAGACGCACCACCAGCAGCCUGGUUUAAAUAACCAUCCCAGUCAUGGUAGUGAUACUGGAUUCAGUGGCUUCUCUCAACUAGCCCAUCAGCAAACCAUUGAAAAGCUUUCUCGUCCAAUGGCUUUCGAUAAGAUGGAGGUUCUAGUACGGGAAAUGCAAGAUCAGGAGCAUGGUGUGCCAGUUCGUCAGCAAAAGAUGUUUCUUACAUCUAUUCCAUAUGCUUUUAUGGGGUAUGAUUUAAUUGAAUGGCUUAUGGACCAUCUCCAAAUAGAGGAGUCGGAGGCAUUAAACAUUGCCAAUCAGCUGUGCCUACAUGGCUACUUUUUCCCCGUCAAUGAUUCGAAGACUCUGACAGUUAAAGACGACUCAUCUCUUUAUCGCUUCCAGACUCCUUACUACUGGCCCUGGCAACACAAGGCACCGGACAAUGUGGAAUAUGCUAUUUAUUUGGCAAAACGUUCACUUCGUAAUAAACAGCGCCAUGCAUUAGAGGAUUACGAGGCUGAGGCUUUCGCCUCGCUCCACAAGAACCUUAAAGGCAAGUGGGACUUUAUUUCAAUGCAAGCAGAGGAGCAAGUACGCCUUGCCAAGGAGCGUAAGAAAGGGGACAAAAUUGUAGGCGACUCACAAGAGCGUGCUUAUUGGCGCGUACACCGUCCACCACCUGGGCAAUUUACACCACUUGAGCCGUGUCCGGUGCCGUCACGAGAUCGUCAGGGCCAGAAACCUAACAAAAAAAAGACUGUUGAUGAUAUACAACGUGAAGUGGAAUUUCUGAGCAAAACCCUAAAUAGAACACGAAUGAAAAUGUCACAAGCCUGUGAAUCGCUUGUUAGCUACUCGGAGACGUUUUACGAGUACGAUUUCUUUUUGCAGCCAGCGCUGCCUUCCAAUCCUUGGGUAACUGAGGAUAUUACAUUUUGGCAGCUAAACAAUACGUUUGUGGACAUACCUACAGAAAAGCGUGUAAAACGAUGGGCUAUUUCUAUAGAAGAACUUGUGUCUGAUCCCACAGGGUUGCAGGAGUUUACUAUGUUUUUAGAAAAAGAGUACUCUCACGAAAACAUACGAUUCUGGAUUGCAGUCAAUCGUCUUCGUCGAGCAGCUCACUCGCAAGUGGCGCGCAAUGUUAACGAGAUAUUUGAAGAGUUCCUUAAACCUGGAGCGCCUUGCGAAAUUAAUAUCGAUGGCAAAACCAUGGAAAGCGUCCUACGUGGUCUUCAAAAUCCUUCGCGAUUCACUUUUGACUCUGCCUCAGAGCAUAUUUACAUGCUUCUUUUAAAGAAAGAUUGCUAUCCACGCUUUAUACGUUCAGAUCACUACAAACGACUUAUUGAUAGUGGCAUCCAGCCAUCGCAUAAAAAACGUUUCUUUAAUUUUGGAACCGUGAGUGGAGCGAAAAAGAAGAUGACUGCCGCCCUUUCAAGUCAACCAAAUGUAGGCGAGGUGACUAAGAACACAUCUACAGCCGGUACAGCUUGCGGUAUUUGUCCUGUUACCAAUACACCACCUUCAGGUAAUCUAGCGCGACGUCGCGGUAGCGACCGCAGUCUUUCUGGCUCGGCGCUUGAGCUAGCAGUCAUUGCUGUCGAUAAGAGUGGUAGUUCCAAAGUGCCGCACUCUCAUUCGCAAAAUAAUGUAUGUGAGCUUUCUUACAGAGAAUCACCGAACAUAAAACUCGUUCAAUUAGACACUUCUGUGGAUAUCCAGCCAGCACUAUCAGAUAUUUUUAUAUGUCCAUGGGAUGAGCCAAAUAUAAGUUUAGCAUCUGAUGUACCUGUGAUUCCACCUAAUAAUAUAAAUAUAGCUGUUCUAUUACCUUCUCGGUCCAGUAGUACUAAUGUCGAUGAGCUAUCAAUGCCGUUUAACAGCAAUUCAGAAAGCUGUGAAGUUUUGGAACGUAUGCAACGGAACUUUUGCAUACGACAUCAGGCAACCAAAGAUUGUGCAGAGGCGUGCUUACGGAUUCCAACAGCAAACUUAAUCGAGCAACGUCGUGCUUCCAUUUCGUUAACGCACAGCAGUGCGUGUGAGUAUCAGAUCGCACCCAUCAAUUCCUCCUUGACCUCAACGUUACCCAUCGUUAAUUCCAAUUGUCAAUGUGUAGAUAGCAGCAGAACUAUUACUGAAGACCUACAAGUUGUCAGUGAAGCGGAAUGCAAAUCGAUGUCAAAUUAUAGUAGUAAGACUUCUGAAUUUGACUUUUCUAAUUUGCCCAUGGCAGAAUCGUUACCGAGACUACCGGAAACAACCAAGAUUCCUUUACAAAGGGAGGAUUACGAAAUACUCGCUCCAGCAGUCAAGCAGCAACACUCGGUCUCAACAAUACCUGUGAAGCAAUUGUACAACGAGGGCGGCCCUCAGCUUUGCGCCAUUGCAACCGCACCUUCAGUAAAAAUUGAUCGUCAGCUUAAAUCAGACUUAGAUGUAGUAAAAGAAGUUAAAAUUGAACUAAUCGAGUCUUCCGUCUACAACAGUGGUACUACAAAAAAUUCUUAUAUGUGUAGCAAAGAAGAGUUAGGAAUCGUUUCAAAGAUAAAAAUCAGCGCAGCGCAGUUAACUGUAGAAGCAAAUGUUGAGUAUCAUAUUCAGGAAAAUGCAGAUGUUGAGUUAUCGCCCACUACUGAUGAGUAUCAAGAAGGCACGCAUUUUGGAAGUAAAGACGUAGUUUUCGACUAUGAUAUUAUAGAAACAGAGAGAUAUCUAGGAUAUACACCGCCAGCACCGACGCCAGUGCCUUCUAUGGCACCGCUCGCUGUACUGGAAGUCGAUAUAGUGGAUGAAGAACCCGUUAAUGAGUCUGCAGCGGCUAGACCACUAACGCCUGCAUUAAGUAACGAUGACGUUUGUCGUCGGCGUAAAAAACGCAAUGCUACAGUUAAGAAGCUUAGCUCAUUUGAUGAACGAGAUAAAAUGAAUGAAAAGCCUACCACCUCCGCGCAAACAACAACUGAUGAAGCCGAACAUAACGCAGUAUGUCCCUGGGAAGAUGAAAACGUUAGCACCAAUGAUGGAACAUUUGUGAAGACAUAUGCUACGUUGGGAUAUUUAUGAAUAUUUAUGAACCAUCAUAAAAAUAUGCCACAGCUUACAAACAGUGCGUGUGAGUAUCAGAUCGCACCCAUGAAUUCCUCCUUG